Messenger RNA from Raphanus sativus (radish), 780 nucleotides. Its product is annotated as dolichyl-diphosphooligosaccharide--protein glycosyltransferase subunit STT3A. The transcript is spliced from 9 exons. Gene Ontology annotation, molecular function: oligosaccharyl transferase activity. The record is from RefSeq and is a predicted model, not a curated record. Gene Ontology annotation, cellular component: membrane. NCBI's taxonomy places the organism in Eukaryota, Viridiplantae, Streptophyta, Magnoliopsida, Brassicales, Brassicaceae. Bases 1 to 780 code for a protein of 259 amino acids.
AUGGCUUUUGCAUCAUGGGCAACUUACCUUUUGACCAAGGUUUUUCUUUUGCCUAACAUUAUCUCUCUGGAAGUUAAGGGCUCCGGUGCAGGACUAUCAGCUUCAACUACUGCUCUUUUGGCCAUGAUUCAUUGUGUUUGGGCAGCUGCAGAAGCAUACACAGCUCCAUCAAUAGUAUUGACAUCUCAAUCGCACGAUGGCCUACAUGUCUUUGAUGAAUUCAGAGAGUCUUAUGCGUGGUUAAGCCAUAAUACUGACGUGGAUGACAAAUUGCCUGUGUUUGGUUUGCGAAAACAAAAUCAUAUAGGUGUGGCAUCAUGGUGGGACUAUGGUUAUCAAAGGACAGCUAUGGCUAACAGAACUGUUGUUGUCGACAACAACACCUGGAACAAUACUCACAUUGCAACUGUUGGCACUGCACUGUCAUCUCCAGAAAAGGCGGCAUGGGAAAUAUUCAACUCCUUUGAUGUGAAAUACGUUCUUGUCGUCUUUGGUGGUGUUAUUGGUUACUCAAGUGAUGAUAUUAACAAGUUUCUGUGGAUGGUGCGUGUUGGAGGUGGCAGAGAUGGGCAAUACCGAAUUGAUUCUGAGGCCACACCAACAAUGUUGAACUGCCUUAUGUUUGUAGAGACGGAUGGCAAAGGUUAUGAUCGGGUCAGGCGGACAGAGAUUGGGAAGAAAAAUUUCAAGCUCACACAUUUCGAAGAGUUAGCAAGUCCGUAUCAGUUGCGUUUCGACUUUAGUAGCUACACUGAGACGACAAGGCAGCUGACAGGAUAG